AGCUGCUGUUGCAAGCUGCCGUUGCACGCUGCAAGCUGCUGCUGCAAGCUGCCGUUGCACGCUGCAAGCUGCUGCUGCAACCCGCUCGUCCGGAGUGGCAGCCUUCCCGUGGCUUUCCGAGGGAACCACAACACCACAUCAUGUGGUUGGAAAUCUUCUUGGCCACGGUGCUGGGCCUGGUCAUUUACCUGUUUGUGUCCAGGAAGAAGGAGGAAACCCUGCUCAUUGGAGAUGGGUGGUGGGGGGCAGGCAAGAAGCCCACCAUAGCUGAAGAUGAAAGCAUCCGCCCGUUCACCGUGGAAACCUCAGAAGAGGAGAUCAAGGAUUUACAUCGGAGGAUCGAUGAGACCCGCUUCACCCCACCCCUGGAGGACAGUAGCUUCCGCUGCGGGUUUAACUUGGAUUACCUCAAGAAGGUCACGGACUACUGGAGGAAUACAUUUGACUGGAAGAAACAAGUAGACAUUCUCAAUCAAUACCCCCAUUUCAAAACCAAAAUCGAGGGGAUCGACAUCCACUUUCUCCACGCGAAGCCCCCCAACGUGCCCCCAGGCCAGAGGACAAAACCUUUGCUGAUGCUGCACGGCUGGCCCGGUUCCUUCUAUGAGUUCUAUAAGAUCAUUCCCCUCCUGAUCGACCCCAAGAGUCACGGCUUGAGCGACGAGCACAUCUUUGAGGUCAUCUGUCCCUCCAUUCCUGGCUAUGGAUUCUCCGAGGCAUCUCACAAGCAAGGCUUCAACUCCAUGGCUGCCGCUCGGAUCUUCUACAAGCUGAUGCUCAGACUGGGCUUUCAGGAAUUUUACGUCCAGGGUGGCGACUGGGGAUCAUCAAUUGGCACUGUAAUGGCCCAGAUAGCACCCAAGCACGUGAAAGGUCUCCACUUAAAUAUGGCUUUCUUGACAACCAAUAUGUUCUUCCGGAUAACGUCUCUCAUGCUGGGCCGCUGGUUCCCUGGACUCGUUGGCUUUCAGGAGAGAGACAUCCAGCUACUCUAUCCAGUCAAGAGAAUUUGGUCUACAAUUUUUCAGGAAAGUGGCUACCUCCACAUCCAGGCCACAAAGCCCGACACUGUAGGCUGUGCGCUGAACAACUCCCCAGUAGGGUUGGCUGCCUACAUCCUGGAGAAGUUCUCCUCCUGGACAGAUCUGGAAUUCAGGAACCUAGAGGAUGGAGGGCUGGAGAAGAAGUAUUCGUUGGAUGACCUGCUGACCAACGUCAUGCUCUACUGGGUGUCGGGAACCAUCGUGUCCUCCCAGCGCUUCUACAGGGAGAACUUAAUGAAAGGGUUGGGCCACGAGAAGCAUGAGAAGAUACCAGUGUACGUCCCCACGGGCCUAGCAACCUUCCCCAAUGAAUUGCUCCACUGCCCACGCUCCUGGGCCCGGUUGAAGUACCAGAACAUCGUCUCCUACACUUACAUGCCCCGCGGUGGCCACUUUGCUGCCUUCGAGGAGCCCGCGUUGCUAGCCCAGGACAUCCGCCAGUUCAUCGGAAGAGUGGAGCAGCAGGAGUGAGGAUAGAGAAGGGACUGAGCAGCAGCGGCUGCUCCCGUUCCCCUUCCCCAAACGCACUUCCCGCCACCCUUUCUGGGGCCCGGGUUUGUUGACUGCUGUUCUUGGCUGGGGCUCGAGUGUGGCCUCUCCCCUCUUCCCCUGAGAUACAGGAGGGCAGGGAAGUUGAGCCGCUGCAGCUAAGGCUGCCUAAAGCCCUGGCCAAGCCCUCUUCCUUUGCCCACCCCGUGGCCUCAAGCUGUUUCCACUAUCCUAUCUCCCCGGCUCACUGUAAUUGCAGUAAUUUCUUCCAGGGUGCUUGCAGGGAGGAAGGAAUAGAGGGCAAAGGGAGGUGGGGAACUGAUGCUUGCUUUCCUUUCUGUAAAAGAUCAAUUGCAAUAAACGCUUUUGCUUUCUAAA
This is a messenger RNA of Ornithorhynchus anatinus (platypus), 1910 nucleotides long. RefSeq names its product epoxide hydrolase 1 (gene EPHX1). Gene Ontology annotation, molecular function: epoxide hydrolase activity. The transcript is spliced from 9 exons. Bases 141 to 1514 code for a protein of 457 amino acids. The record is from RefSeq and is a predicted model, not a curated record. Gene Ontology annotation, biological process: arachidonate metabolic process; epoxide metabolic process. Lineage: Eukaryota; Metazoa; Chordata; Mammalia; Monotremata; Ornithorhynchidae.